Molecule: messenger RNA, 636 nt
Organism: Acanthosepion pharaonis
Lineage: Eukaryota; Metazoa; Mollusca; Cephalopoda; Sepiida; Sepiidae
Source: the annotation of a GenBank genome assembly
AUGCAGACGCCAUUUGUCUUUUCGCUUGCAGUAUUAUCUUUCUUUCUUUCUUUCUUUCUUUCUUUUUCUUUCUUUCUUUUUCUUUCUUUCUUUCUUUCUUUUUUUUUCUUUCUUUUUCUUUCUUUCUUUUUCUUUCUUUUUCUUUCUUUCUUUCUUUCUUUCUAUUUUCAUCUUUUUUGCCUUUCCCUUUUCCUUUCCUUUCUUUGUUCCUUUCCUUCCAUCUAUCUCCACAAAAUCUUCUCCUCUUCACGACUCCCCAUACCCGAGGUCUGUCUACUUUAUUUAUUUAUUUAUUUUUUAUUUCUAAUAUUUAUUCUUUCUUUUUCGGAAAUUUAUUCUUUUUUUUUUCAUUCACUAAUUUGUUUUCCUUCGUUCUUUCUUUCUCUCUUUCGACCGUCCUUUUGUAAAAUUUCAUCUUUUUUUCUUUUUGCAUUUGAUCUUUGUUUCUCUGAAAUUAUUUUCUUUAUUUAUUUUUCAUUCGACUCUCCUUUUUCUGAAAUUUCUUCUUUCUUUCUUUUUUUUUUUUUCAUUCGACCCUUUUUUUCUGGAAUUUCUUCUUUUUUUUAUUUUUCUUACGACACUUCUUUUUCUGAAAUUGAUUUAUUUUUUUAUUUUUCAAUCGACCCUUUUUUCUGA